Messenger RNA from Rhopalosiphum padi (bird cherry-oat aphid), 1452 nucleotides. RefSeq lists its product as uncharacterized. The transcript has 4 exons. NCBI's taxonomy places the organism in Eukaryota, Metazoa, Arthropoda, Insecta, Hemiptera, Aphididae. The coding region runs from base 397 to 1008 and encodes 203 amino acids. The record is from RefSeq and is a predicted model, not a curated record.
CAGCUAUUUCGACGGUGAUGAACACGACUGUAAUCUCUCACGGAGGCAGAUAGUGGCAACGCCCGAGGCCCGAUGGUCCGCUGUACAGCGUAUACGGCGACAUCGAUGCUACUAUAUAUAGUUACAGAUAUAUAAAUAUUAGUGGUUUACCGAUCCGGGUAGAUGAUGACGUGCCGUGAGUGUGGACCGUUGAUGGGGCCGUCGGAUCGUCGCGGAGUCGAUGUUGACGUUGUCGUUGUUUCCGUGUCACACACACUCUCUUCACACACUGCCUCGGUCAUAAUUAUAUACGCCGCUGCCGUGUGCCUAAACCCUUAGUCAACAGUCAGCUGCUAUCGCUAUUCCUCACACUCAGCAUAUUAGGUAGCGGGUGCCCUACUUAAGGAAUAAUGUACGAUGCCGAUAGACAGCAAUCGUUACAAACCUACGACUUCCCGUGCAAACUUAGUGAAAAAAAUAUUGUAUCAUCCAUUAACUAAAGGAAACCAACACACAAGGUAUGGACUCGAAAAUGAGGAACCUGCAAAAAAAGCCAUUCAAACAAGACUAAAGAAAACGAUAAGUUUAUCAGGUUUAUUUAUUCAUAGAACCCUAAAUUAUUUGGCUGCUAGUCCAGACGGGUUAAUAGGUGAAGACUCGAUUUUAGAAGUAACAUGUCCGUCGAGUAUUAAAGAAUACACACCGAAGAAAGCGUUUAAUCUUGGAAAAUUAAGCUAUAUGGAGGUCGGUAAUAAAAGAGGAGAACUUGUUUUAAAAAGGAAUCAUGUGUUUUAUUACCAAGUACAAGGACAACUUAAUAUUUCCGAAAAGAAAUAUUGUUAUUUUGUUGUCUGGACUCCCAAAGGUUUUAUAAUAGACAAGAUACAUAGAGAUGAAUCAUUUUUCAACGAAAAAAUUGAACCUUUUGUUACUGAAUUUUACAUGAAGUCAUUACUCCCAGAAAUUAUUGAUCCAAGAUUUAAACGAAAUUUACCAAUAAGGACAGGCAUUUCGAAUGAAGCAGUUUAAUACAAUAUUAUUCAGAUAAUAAAUUAAAAAGAUUAUUUAUGCUUGUAUAGAUUAAAGCUAUAUACUAUUAUUAUAUUAUUAUUAUAAUUAACCAUAAUUUAUAUUUUAUAAUAUUUAACUAUUUUCUUAUUCAAAAAUAAUAGCACACAUAUUUAUAAUAAUUGUAUGGACAUAAAUAUAAUAUAAUUAUUCAGCACUAUGUCUUGUUUUUGUUUAAUGUUUUUAACUUUUGGACUGGUAGGCAAAUACAUAUAUUACAUAUACCAUGAAUGGUAAUGAAUAGAGCGCAGAUUUCUAUGCAAUUGCAUAUUUUUGGAUUUUUGUCAGUUAUCUCCACGAAUCAUCAUAAUUUGAAGCUAAUGGUGAAAUUUUUUUUUGCAUAUUUAAAGGUUACCUAUUGCAUAUUUUUGCCAAAUUCAAAAUUUAUUGCAUAUUGAAGCGAAA